AUGCCAAUAGAAGUCAGAAAAGCUAAGACUGAGCAAUUCCGGAAGCUUAAACAGAAUGGCAGGUCAGUUCAAGACUACUAUUUAGAAUUUAUCAAUCUGGCUAAGCAUGCUCGAAAUAUGGUACCGGACAUGAGGGCAAGAGUGAGGAGCAGUAAUGGAAACAGAAAGUUCUUUAAGAACAAGUCAGCCGGACCUGCUCCGUCCACAGUAAGUACUCCAGUUUCCAAGUUCAGGAAAGAUAACCGACAACCGAAUUUCAGGUUGUCAGGCUCCCAGUCUCAGGCCAAUGUGACUCAGAGUAACUUCACUAAUCCGAUUUGUGCUAAGUGUGGGAAGAGGCACCCUGGGGAGUGCCGCUCUGGAUCGAAUGUUUGCUAUGGGUGCGGCCAGCCGGGCCAUGUUCAUCGAGAUUGCCCUUCAGUUAGACAGGGCACAGGAGGUAACCGGAUUCAGUCAGUAAAUUCAUCAGUUCCUCAUAAUAACCAAACUCAGGCAGGACGUGCACCAGCUAGAUCUGGCAACACAAGCGAUGGCCCAAACCGUUUGUAUGCUUUGACCGAGCAUCAGGAUAUCGGUGCCCUUACUGAUGUUGUCACAUGUAUACUCACCGUUUUCAGUUUCAAUGUUUAUGCUCUCAUGAACCCUGGAUCCACCCUAUCCUAUGUCAGCCCUUAUGUUACUAAGAAAUUUGGUAUUGAACCUGAAAAGCUAAAGGAGCCUUUUGAAGUGUAUACUCUAGUUAGUGAGUCAGUUAUAGCGCGACGUGUCUUUAGGGGAUGUCCAGUCAGAGUCUAUCGCCAUAUUGUUCCAACUGACCUAUGUACGGAACCUAUAUCUAUUCCACCUUAUAGGAUGGCUCCAGCUGAAUUACGAAAGCUUAAGGCUCAACACAAAGAUCUUCUAGACAAGGGUUUUAUCCGACCCAGUAUCUCUCCAUGGGGUGCCCCAGUCCUUUUCGUUCGCAAGAAAGAUGGUUCUUUGCGGGUUUUCGUCUAUUUCAGCACUAUUGACCAAGUUGAUGAAAAAGGAAGUUAA
Messenger RNA from Lycium barbarum (goji berry), 1035 nucleotides. RefSeq lists its product as uncharacterized. The record is from RefSeq and is a predicted model, not a curated record. Gene Ontology annotation, molecular function: zinc ion binding; nucleic acid binding. NCBI's taxonomy places the organism in Eukaryota, Viridiplantae, Streptophyta, Magnoliopsida, Solanales, Solanaceae. The coding region runs from base 1 to 1035 and encodes 344 amino acids. The transcript has 4 exons.